Messenger RNA from Symbiodinium sp. CCMP2592, 6321 nucleotides. The record is from the annotation of a GenBank genome assembly. Lineage: Eukaryota; Dinophyceae; Suessiales; Symbiodiniaceae.
AUGUCAACUUUGCCACUGCCCUUGCACUUCUUCCUCAGCGGGGUCACCCCUGCCAAGAAAGAAGAGCCGGCAGAGCGGGUUGCCCCGCCUGCCUCCGCAGAGGCGGCCGCAGAGCCAGCCGAGGAGGCAAAGCCUAAGGCCGAACCGGAGGCCGAGGCAAAAGAAGAGAGCUCUGGAAGCCCCAGCUCCGAAGCUGGGCAGGAGCAAACAGCCCCGGCGAAGGUGCUCCGGCAGCCAAAAGCACCGACGGUGAAGGCGCCGCCACCUCACUUGGGACCACCGCCUCCACUGAAGGAGGAACCCAAGGCCGCACAGCCAGGGCCAGCAGAGCCCGAGGCUGCGGUACCUCCCGCGCCUCGGGAGGAAGCUCCGGAGCAGGAGCAAGAGCCCACCUCGCCAGCCGACGAAGGUGAGGAAGAGGAGUCCGAAGAGGAGAGCUCCGAGGGCCAAGGACCGUGCCAGUUCCUGAACGGACUCAGGCACGCGGCUCGCAACAGGCCAGAGACCCCUUGGGAAGGCAACCCAAGGCUGGCAGAGCAGUACGGAGAAGCCCUGGUCUUGCUAGACGAGAUCAGCCAGGCUAUCUUCGACGCCUCAAGAGAUGAGCCAGCAGCCGGCUUAUCCGCCCCUGCAGGGCGACCCCGUGGUCGAGGCUCUGCGCGGGGAACGCAGCAGCUGCAGGCUGCGAUUGGCGAGUUGUCGGCCCAGAGACAACAGGGCCUAGCUGCAGCAGCCGCUACGGCGGCAGCCGCCACGGCGGCACCCGCCCCUGCGUCGCAGGCGAGCGGUGGAGGGCACUUGCUCAAGAGCAUGCGGCUCCCAACUUCCCUUAAGGGGAGAGACGACUGGGAGCGCUUUGCCUUUCAGGCAGAGUCUUACCUGGCGGUCGUGGACACCAGGUAUCCAGCAGAGCUGGAAAUAGCUCGAAAGUGCAAGGCGCCACUCCAAAUGGCAGCCAUGACCGAGGAAGUGCGGACCCUUAGCGUCCGCCUCUUCGGCAUGCUGGGCAGCUGGACCCAGGACUCCGCCACAGCUGUAAAGCUGGCGCGCGGAGUGAAGGGCCAAAAUGGGUUCGAGCUCUGGCGUCUCCUGUGGCAGGAGCACAACCCAGAGAACGAGUCCAAGAACCUCACCUGGAGGCGGACCCUGCUGAUGCCGAAGUUCCCGCCAAAGGAGAGUGACUUCUCCUUGGCUCUGCAGGAAUGGGAGGCAGAUGUGGACCGCUACGCCUCCGAGUAUGGCGCAGGGCGCGCCCUAGCAGACGAAGAUCUGCGGGCAGUGCUGGUGACCGAGAGCCCCACCGCUCUUCGGCAACACCUCGCUAUGCACGCGGCGAGUCUUUCGACUUAUGCCGAGGUGAGGGAAGUGGUGGUGAGCUACUUGCAAGCCAAAAGGGUCUGGACCCCGAGUGCGGGCUACGCCGCCUCCUCCCGAAGGGAUCCUAACGCCAUGGACAUUGGCAGAAUAGGGGACCGAGACGGGAAGGAUGGAAAAGGCAAAGGUGACAAAGGCAAAAAGGGGGACAAAGACCACAAGAAGGGCAAGGGCGACCACAACGACAAAGGCAAGAAAGGGGACAAAAAGGGGAACCAGCAAGGAGGCAGAGACGGCAAAGAGAGAUGCCCCAUCUGCUGGAAAACGGGGCACACCGUAAAAGAGUGCUGGUUCAACGCCAAAGGAAAAGGCAAAGGCACCAAGGGCCAGGUGGCCCAAGUGGCCGACGACGCGGCCACGACGGUGUCAACAGCUUCCUUGGCGACUGCGGGUCCCUCCGCGUCCCAAGUUGGGGGAAGCACCGGCGGCUCUGGCGGCAAAGGCCAGGUGCGCCAGGUGCGCGACGACCGCAUCUUAGGUGUGCGGUUUGCCCCGCCUCACGACACCGAGCCAGAGGAGGACAAAAUCCUCAAGGUGUCGGGGAGUCUUCUUGUGGACUCCGGGGCGUGUGUGUCCGUCUGCAGGCCCGAGGCGUUUCCCGACCUGCAGCCCGCGGGCCCACCAAAGAGCCUUUACUCGGUGGACAACAGCCGCCUGAAAACAAAGGGCCGUGUCCAGCCGAGCCUCCUCUUAGGGGAGGAGCGUCAGUCCUGCAAGGUCAACUUUGAGGUGACCGAGGACAUAGAGGAUGAAAUCCUCAGCAUCAGCCGUGCUGUUGAGGCCGGUGCGGGCAUUUGGCUCCACCGAGAGGACAGCCACAUUUUGUGGCCCGACGGCGUCCGAGCCUCGAUCCUCAAGAGAGGGUCACAGUUCCUCCUACCCUACGAGGGAGCUCCCGCCGGGGUCAACAAACCGGGUGGCACCGGCAAGGACCUGGGACACCACGAGUACAUCCCGGAGCACGACCUCGAAGCUCGAGAGGUAGAGGACGCGGCGAUGGAAGCAGCAGCCGACGAAGAGGCCGCAGCUGCUGAAGAGGAGGAGGCUGCGGGAAACCCCGCCCCUCUAGAGGAGCAGGCCGAGCAGCCUGACUCCAGGCCACGCGGCCUAAGGGCACCGCGCAACCCCACGGCGCAGGAACGCGCCGAGCACGAGCUCACUCACACGCCCUACCAGGCGUGGUGCGAGAAGUGCGUGGAGGGAAAGGCGCGCGAGGACCCUCACCGCCGCCGUGAGCCCUCGGAUGAUCCGGUGACGCCGCUUGUCACCAUGGAUUAUCAGUUCUACAGCCGGGACGGGAAAGAAGUUGAGGAAGAAGCGUCGCUUGCCACGGUGCUGAACCUCACAGACAGGGCCACUGGCUGGACUCUGUCAGUUCCCGUGGCGCACAAAGGGCACAGACACGCGGCUUACGCCGCAGGGCUUGUGGAGCAGUUCGUGGACCGCCUGGGGUACGACAAGUUCACCCUGCAGGCCGACCAAGAGAACGCUAUAGCCUCUGUGGCCCGUGCGGUCCACCGCCGGCUGGGAGCUGCUAGGGUGCGUCUUCGGGACGCCCCUCGCGGGUCACACCAAAGCCAAGGAUCCGUGGAGGGAAGGAACGCACACCUAGCAGGUGAAGUUCGCACUUGGCUUUCGCAGCUAAGAGCGGACUACCCCGCCUUAGAGUGGGACACUUCGUCCAACCUGUUCCCGUGGCUGGUCAGGCACGUGGCCUGGCUGCAAGCCCGGUUCGGGACCAAGUCGACGGACGGGGUGACACCAUAUCGGGCAGCCACUGGCACCGACUAUGGUGGAGCACUUUGCUCCUUUGGAGAAACCGUUCUAGCUAAGCUCCCGAGGCCCGGGAACAAAGCGCAGGUGCGCUGGGUCAAAGGGGUCUGGGCCGGCAAGCUGGAGCGCGACGACUCCCACGUGGUGCUAACCGAAGCGGGCGCACUCAACGUGAGGAGCGUCAGGCGACUCCCGCCGGAGACCCGACACCAGACGGCAGCCGUUCUUAAAGCGUGCGAAACGGAGCGGCUAGAACCGCCCGGUGAGCGCUGGCUCUUCAGCGACGGGCCGCGGCCCGACGACGAGGCCCUCUUAGUCGAAGGGGCCGAGCAGGCCAGCAGGCUCCCGGACGCCAGCCCUACCGAGGAGCUGGCCAACGCAGAAAUACCGGACUACGAGCCGUCCGACGUGGAGGCAGGACCUUCCGCAGCAAGCGCGCUGCCGCAACAAGCGGCAAGCCCCGCCCCAGCCGCCAACGACGGCUCAGGCGAAGGGGGGCAGAAGCGCGACUCUGCGGGUUCCUCCGCGAGCGCAGCGGCAGCACAGCAGCCGCCUGCAGCAAAGAGCCGGGUGGAGCCCAAAAAGGCACCGCGGCUAGGAGCGCUCACAGAGCGCGAGGUGUGGCAGCACAUCGCUGCCUUAGCCGACCCGCCGCUCACCAACCACAAGGGCGAGCGGGACGCGUGGGUUGAGCAGGUGACAGACCUGCUAGACCGGAUGCUCGACCCCAAGCAGGUCGAGCAGGCACGCAAGGAGCAGCUAAGAAAGCUGUGGGACCGAGGCGCUUUCACGCCCGUGCUGCGGUCUGAAGUACCGCGCGGGGCGCAACUGUUCAGGGCAAAGUGGGUCGACAAGUGCGACAAAGGGCGGUACAAGUCAAGGUGUACCUGUGCCGACGUCAAGGCCCGCUACAGCCCAGAACAGGAAGCUGGCUUGGACGUUUUCGUCCCAACGCCAACGCCCGAGAGUCACUCCCUACUUGAGGUAGCAGCGCUACACAACGAGGGGUGGGUCACAAGGUCUCUGGAUAUUGUGGCCGCCUUCCUCAUAGGGAGGGACCGCGGUGCGGCGGAAGGCCGCCCGGUCUACAUGCAUGCGCCUGUGGAGUGGCGCGAGCUCUUUGACCAAUGGGUCUUGGAGCAGCCUGCAAAGGACCAGCAGUGGUACCGAGACCACUUCCGGGACUUUGUGUUCCGAGUGGACGGCAACCUCUACGGCCGAAGAACGGCUGGUUCCGUCUACAGGGACGAGCUGGAAGAAGUCCUCACCGGCAAGCUGGCCAAGGACUACGACUUCCAGCGUGGCGUGAAGGACCCGUGCGUGUACCUAGACCGCCGGUCCGGCCUGAUCCUUCUCCACCAUGUCGACGACAUCCGUGUCGCAGGCCCCAAGGCCGCAGUGCUCAAGUUCACGGAGGUGGACCUCCCGACGCACUGUGAGAUAACGGUGGGAGAACUGGAAGAGCCGGGCACAGCGGUGGAGGUCCUGGGAAGGACCAAGGUGCGCACAGAGGACUCUAUCCUCACGCUGCCCGACAGCAAGCACGCAGAGAAUGUGUGCGAGCAGCUGGGCAUCGGUCCAAAAGACAAGGGGACCGUGCCUAGCAAACCUCUAGACCUGACCAAGGUCGAGGAGCUCUCUGCGGGUGACGCCGCGAGGUUCCGCAGCGCCGUGGGUAGCGCUAUCUACCUAUCGGCGGACAGGCGAGACAUACAGUUCGCCGUGAAAGAGCUGGCACGAAGGAUGCAGAACCCCAGGGUCUGCGACUGGCUCGCUGCGGAAACCCUCGCGCGAUACCUGCGGGCAACCCCGCGGUUUGGAAGGGUGGUUGUGCUGGACCCCACGUCCAAGAGCACAGCCCUUCUGAACUUGGAGGUCUACUCCGACUCCGACUGGGCAGGGUGCCCAGAAACGAGAAGGAGCACAGACAACAUAGUUGCCUGUCUCGGGGGAGCAGUCAUCCAGACAAGCUGCCAGACACAGCCUGGCCUCCCAGCCACCUCCAGCGGAGACGCGGAGAUCCGGGGAGUGUCAAGAGCAGCAAGGGAGGCUGUCUUCCUACGAGAGCUUGCGGAGAAGGACUUUGCCCUAGCCUGCGGCGUGCCGCGGCUCUGGGCAGACUCCGCAGCUUCGAUCGGAGCCGCCAAGCGAAUAGGCCCAGGGUCCAAGCUGAGACACCUGGAAGUCGCGGAAUUCUUUGUUCAAGGCGCGCUCAGAGCCAAACUUCUCGAACUGAGAAAAGUUAAGGGAACCGAAAACCCGGCAAACUUCGCUACCAAGCACGCGAAGACUGGACCGGAGGUGCGGCAAUCCCUGCCCUCCAUGGGCAUGGUGGACCUCGAUGCGGUCGCAGGCGCCACCGAGGCUCUGGCCCAAAAGGGCACGAUCAAGUCGAUCCAGGCUAGCCCCUGCAAGAUGAGACCGCCGACCAAGCUUGCAAGCUCGGCGCUCAUGGCCACAAUCGUGGCGCUGCAGGUUCGACCUGCUAAGGCCCAAGGGCACGACUUCGCAGAGCUGGUGCUCGGCUUCGCGGCCCUAGGCUUCCUGGCCUUCCUGUGGAUGCUUUGGGGUUUAGUCUCCUGGCUCUGCAGGUGCAGGCGUGACAGGCAGGAGCCGGAGCCCGAGGAAGAAAUCGAGCACCACGCCGAGCGUGCCGAAGAGCCGCCGCGUGCAGCCCGAAGGGCCACGGAGGUCUGGCUAGGGCCAGAAGCGCCGCAAGAGGCGCAAGAGGAAAGGAGGGAGCAACAGCCUAGGGGGGCUCAGGAGCCAGAACCUGAGGGUGAGCGGACUCCAGGUCCGCCCCCUGUGGCAGACGCACCACCACCACCACCGCCCGCUGCACCAAGAGUGCGGCGCAGGCGUAGGGGACCGGAACCCCUUUCGGGGGACGACGAGCAUCUCUACGAGACAGCCCGCGGUGACAAGAUCCAUCUUUUCACCAACUGCAAUGGGCUGAGCUCCGUCCCGCCGGAUCAAGUCCUGAUCGGCUUUCGCUGCCACUGUGCAGCAGAUCCUCAGAACUCCGAGUUCCUCUGGACCGGGUUCGCCUUUCAAGUGGCCACCGGCCGCGUUGUGCGCCGGUACCACGGCCAACAGCGAGGUUGCCCAUUCAUGGAAGGGGCAACAAUCAGACACAGGGUGUGUCUCCACUGCCGCAACGGGCACUUGCGGUAA